CAAAAAGAGAGAAGGGAGGUGGCUGCUGGUUAUUGUCAGAUUAACAGCUGUUGCUGCUGACAAGUCUUUGAGACAGCCACAUAUGGAAUGGGACACUGAUGACUAAGCAUCAUCAUUAAAAAAAUAAAAAGGAAAUUACCCACCCCUUUUCCUCUGGUGUUUCUUUCAACUCUCCCCCUCCUGCCCUUGGUGAAAUUGUAUUGGUCAGGAGCUAAAGAAAAUUAAGGGAGGGAUAUGGGUACAAGGGGGGAGUCUUUGCUCUCUUCACAGCUACCAAGCAGGAGAGUACAAGAGGCAAGGGCCUCUUAGCUAACUACCCCUUGGUUUCUCAGAGCAGAGCUCAAGCUUCUUCCACCCUUCUACUCAAAACCAGAGCAUCUUACUGAAGAAAGCGGCAUUUCUCAUUCCCAUUGGAUGUGAACAAAAGUCUGAAAAUGCCUGUCAGGAGGGGGCACGUGGCCCCUCAGAACACCUAUUUGGAUACAAUCAUCAGGAAAUUUGAAGGACAAAAUCGCAAGUUUAUUAUUGCCAAUGCCCAGAUGGAGAAUUAUGCUAUCAUUUACUGCAAUGAUGGCUUCUGUGAGAUGUUUGGCUACUCUCGGGUAGAAGUUAUGCAACGGCCUUGCACCUGCAAUUUCCUCACUGGGGCUGACACCACACCCAACUCCAUUGCCCAGCUGGGACAAGCGUUGCUUGGAACUGAGGAAUGUAAACUGGAGAUCCUCUACUACAGGAAAGACACAUCACGCAUUCAUUGUUUAGUGGAUGUGGUCCCUGUAAAGAAUGAAGAAGGAAUUGUCAUCAUGUUUAUUCUAAACUUUGAGGACCUGGCAGUUCUCAUUGCCAAAAGUGCCCGACAGAGUCUACACCAGCGUCUCACCCAAGGAUGGCAUACAGAAAGUUCCCAAGCCAAACUCAACCAGAAUUCCACAUCAGAUGCAAACCUCAUGAAAUAUAGGACAAUCAGCCAGAUUCCACAGUUCACCCUCAACUUUGUGGAAUUCAACCUCGAGAAGCAUCGUUCAGGCUCUACCACAGAGAUUGAGAUAAUCGCCCCGCACAAAGUAACAGAACGCACCCAGAAUGUAACUGAAAAAGUCACUCAGGUUCUAUCACUGGGAGCAGAUGUCCUCCCAGAGUAUAAGUUGCAGGCACCACGCAUCCAUCGAUGGACCAUUCUGCACUACAGCCCCUUCAAAGCAGUAUGGGACUGGCUUAUCCUACUGCUGGUCAUCUACACAGCUGUCUUCACUCCCUACUCAGCUGCUUUCUUGCUCAAUGAAGACCAGGAGGAGAAGCAGACAGACUGCAGCUAUUCAUGUGACCCCCUCUAUAUAAUUGACCUCAUUGUGGACAUCAUGUUUAUAAUUGACAUUGUCAUUAACUUCCGCACUACUUACGUCAACAUAAAUGAUGAAGUAGUCAGCCACCCAGGAAAAAUCGCUAUCCAUUAUUUCAAAGGCUGGUUUCUCAUUGAUAUGGUUGCUGCCAUCCCCUUUGAUUUACUUAUCUUUCGCUCUGGAUCUGAUGAGACAACAACUCUGAUAGGGCUUCUAAAGACUGCACGACUCUUACGCUUAGUGAGAGUGGCCCGCAAGUUGGACCGCUAUUCAGAAUAUGGGGCUGCUGUACUCUUUCUGCUCAUGUGCACAUUUGCUCUCAUUGCCCAUUGGCUAGCCUGCAUUUGGUAUGCUAUUGGCAAUGUGGAGCGGCCAUAUAUGAAGCAUAAGAUUGGAUGGCUGGACAACCUUGGUGACCAGAUUGGCAAACCCUACAAUAACAGUGACCUCUCGUCUGGCCCUUCCAUCAAAGAUAAAUACGUGACUGCCCUCUACUUCACAUUCAGUAGUCUUACCAGUGUGGGCUUUGGCAAUGUCUCACCCAAUACCAACUCUGAAAAGAUUUUUUCCAUCUGCGUCAUGCUAAUUGGCGCUCUCAUGUAUGCUAGCAUUUUUGGCAAUGUUUCUGCCAUCAUCCAGCGCCUAUACUCUGGCACAGCUCGCUACCACACCCAGAUGUUAAGGGUCAAGGAGUUCAUCCGUUUCCACCAAAUCCCCAAUCCUCUACGCCAACGCCUUGAAGAAUAUUUUCAACAUGCCUGGUCUUACACCAAUGGUAUUGACAUGAAUGCGGUGCUGAAAGGAUUUCCUGAUUGCCUACAGGCUGAUAUCAGCCUCCACCUCAAUCGCACCCUUCUCCAAAAUUGCAAGGCCUUCGGAGGAGCUAGCAAAGGCUGCUUACGUGCCUUGGCAAUGAAGUUCAGGACAACACAUGCCCCUCCUGGUGAUACCCUGGUGCAUUAUGGAGAUGUCCUUACCACUCUUUAUUUUAUCUCACGUGGCUCCAUUGAGAUCCUCAGGGAGGACAUAGUGGUGGCCAUUCUAGGAAAGAAUGACAUUUUUGGAGAGCCUAUCAGUCUCUAUGCCAGACCUGGAAAAUCCAAUGCAGAUGUGCGAGCCUUGACUUAUUGUGACUUGCAUAAGAUUCACCGGGAAGAUCUCCUGAAAGUCUUGGAUAUGUAUCCAUCCUUUUCAGAUAACUUUUGGAGCAAUUUGGAGAUAACAUUCAACUUGAGAGAUGCAGAUAGUAUUCCUCGUUCUUUCCUCAGUGAAGACUACACAUGCAACUAUCGCCAAACACGUCAUCAUAAACAUUCCCCCUGCCAAGCUAAUAAAAUUGAUUCAGAUAGCAUGGAUGCAGGCAACUCAGACUUGGAGCAAUGUCAUGGAUACUCUGAAUUUACACCAGUGCAGCAUCCUGACAUACACAGCACCACAACAUCCUGCUCCCAAAUGAGUGAAGAGGAAGCCAAGAUGCCCAAUCCCAUCAAGGUUGAUCCUUUCACAGAUACUGAAAACAAUGAUUUUGCCCCAACUGUGGUUAACCUGGUCACUGAUGGCACCAAAGCCAGUCAACUGGUAACUGAAGAAAAUCUAGCCUACGCAGCAACAUCACUGGAUGUUUCCAACCUGUUCACAUUCUGGGAGAAAAAAAAGCCCAGUCUCUUAUCGGAGCCUUUCCAGCACAUCUCCUUGGUACAUAGCCCAUUGGGCACACCUCUAAACCCUGAGGAUGGACCACGGCAGAUUGAAGCAAAGCUGGAAUGCCUGCAGGCACAGCUUAGCAGACUAGAAUCCAGGAUGUCUUCCGACAUUAAUCUCAUUCUGCAGCUGCUACAGCGCCAGCUGUCUCAAGUGCCACCUGCAUAUAGUUCCAUCUCGCCUUCCUCCCGUAAUUUGUCUCUGUAUAGCAUGAACCUAAGGAACACAGAACCUGAGCCAUCCCUGGGAGAAGAGGAACUGACUCCCCUGAAAGAGAUUCCAAAUUAUUGUGAAAUUGGGAAAAAAACAGUAAAAUCUAGGAAUUUGUUGCCAAGUGGUUUACCCCUGUCACUGGCUUUAAAUGAUACUGUAGCAAUCAAUUCCCAGCAAGAGCUUUAUCCACAGUUCCUGUCAAAACAAGAACCUCACUGGAGGAUACCUAAUAACCAGAAACUUUUCCAAGGAUCUCGUUUCCAUUCUCUCCCUGAACACCUUGAGGCAACAUCUGAGCAUUUGGACAUUCAGAGACAUCUCUCUGACCCACUCCUUCCUAUAGUUUAGGAAUCCAAGUGCACAGAAAGCGAAGCGAAGAGGAGUUGAAUUGAGAAAUCGUUUAGUAUAGGGUUUACUGCUUACACUUGGAGGACAUUUCCAGCGUACUGUAACUAUGUUCUGCUCUCUGAGAAAAGGGCAAUUUAAAAGAGAAUUGACUUCAUUGAUUCCUAACACAGAGAAAUCAAAUAUCCCCCCUCCUCUCCCCCCUCUUCCAGGAACAAUGACAUAAACAUGCUGAUAGACUUCCUUGGUUGCAUAGCUGUUGCACUUAUACAUCUGCAAAUGCUCAUUCUGUGCUUUUCUGCUCAAACAGAAAAGAACAGAACAAGAUGUAAAAUCAACCAAUCAGCAUGAAGGGUGCACACCUCUGCAAAACACAAUUGGUAUUUGGAAGAUGUGUGUGUUGGCCUGUCUGUAGCCAUCUGUAACCUACACUUACACAUCAUCCACACUUUAGGUGUGCUGUGACACUACGUGUAGUUGUGGGUAGCUCUAAAUCAACUCGGAUUUGGCAUGCAUUAACAGCAGAUCCUAUGAAUGCUGAAAGUUUUACCUAUCAGUAUUUUAAAUACCUAAUAAUAGUGAAAAGAGGAACAUUUCUGUAAAAUAAUAAAGAAAUAACAGUAAAUGUGGCCUGGAGGGGAAAUUGCUAAGAACUUCACAAAAUUAUCACUGGGUUAGAGGGUAUCAGGAAUGGAUAUUUCUUUUGUUAAUAGUUACAAUUAAUAUUUUAGGAUUUUAUUAAUUAUGUGUGACCCUAGGAAGGAUGAUAUAAUUUUUGCAUAUAAUGAUUUGUCCCCAAAAUAAAGUGAGAUUAUAAAUUCUAUUUUUUUCUUGUAGGGAUGUAAAUAUAAGGAAGACCAUUCAAUGAAAGUAUAAAAUAUGCAUUGUAGUCCUUUGUAGAAUGGUGAACUGCACAUCUGAUUGACUCUGUUUUUGUUAACAGCCCUUCUUAGUCUCUCUUCUUAAUUCUAUGACACUCUCUCCUUCAAUAAAUUAAGAUGUACACUUUGGUAUGUAGUUCCAGUUCGAUAUGUAUUUGUUAAAAAGGAGAGCCUUACCAAAUUUAGUUAAACUAAACAUCAAAUAAGGCAGAGGAUCACAUUGACAGAUGAUGUAAAUUUGUUGUACAGUAGUGUGGGAUCUUAAGUAUCCUGUAAUAAACACUGUUGAGCAUAGUCUCAUAGAGAAAUAUUUUCCCACAUUCUAUCUAGUAAUCUAUAAAGUGGAAGUGACGUUUUUCUCCCAAGACUCAGAAAAGAGCCAGGAGCAAUAGUUGAAUUCCAGAAGUAUCUUUCCCAGGUUUUUGCAAGUCAAGAUUUAUGUAGGUUUGCAUUAUGUUUUAGGAAAUGUGAAGAUUACUUUAUGCAUUUACAAUGAACAGUUCCUUUUGGAUUAAAACUACCCCAGACAUUGCUUAAACCACUAUGCAAAAUAUAUGUAUGAGUAACACAUUUUGUACAAAUUUGCCUGAUAUAAGCACAAUUUUAGAAUAUCCUCUUAAGAAGAAAAGCAAAUCAGAUUACACUUUUUGUAUGAGUGUCAUCUUUCUUUUUGAUGACAUUAUAUGACAGCACUCCAUAAAGAACUAUUGUACCCAAAUCCUCUUCCUCUCCACUAAAUGCUGCAAUGGUGUGAGGUCACGUUCCCAGAAAAAUAUAUUAAAUCCCCAUCUUAAGUAGCAGGGGGAAAAUAUAAGCAUUUGCCACCCCCAAGAUGUUAAUUACUUUGCUAAUAAAGAUUAUUUUGACACCUA
Molecule: messenger RNA, 5352 nt
Organism: Pantherophis guttatus
Lineage: Eukaryota; Metazoa; Chordata; Lepidosauria; Squamata; Colubridae
Gene: KCNH6
Product: potassium voltage-gated channel subfamily H member 6
Biological process (GO): potassium ion transmembrane transport; regulation of ventricular cardiac muscle cell membrane repolarization; membrane repolarization during cardiac muscle cell action potential
Cellular component (GO): plasma membrane
Molecular function (GO): inward rectifier potassium channel activity
Source: RefSeq, a predicted model, not a curated record